GGAAGAACCGGUUUCAUUAGACACCUUAAGAUGUUUUCUUUUUUAGAUAUGUUUUCUCUUAUCAGUGCACUGAGGAUUCUCGCAAGAUGUCAGUUCGGUGGUGCUGAAAGAUAAGCUUGCUGCUCAUGCAUAACGAUCGCUCGCCACCAUGAACUGUGGAUAUUUUCUAAGCCUAUUGGCAGCUUUCUUCCCACUUCACUUGAGGGUCACAGCCUCUACUGAGGUUCCUGAAAUUAACUCAACAAAUGCUUUGAUCACUACAGUCAGUGAACAUUCAACACUUACGCCACUCAGCAGACAACAUUCAUCUACACCGCAAACAUGGACCACUACGGUAACUCCAUCUAUGGAGACGAGUACAUUAACUCCAAGUGGGAAUACAGCAUCCAGCUCAAACAGGAACGAGGAAACCGUAGGAACUUCAGAAAUACCAAUUGUGGCUCAACUUGAAGGAGAAACAUCAGAAAUAGUGGAGGAAAUAAAUGCAGCACUGACAGGGGGAAGCAUCAGUAAUAAUAUAGCCACUGCAAGUGACAGAAAUACUGUUUCUCAUGUUACACCUGUGACUACUCUCCAUGAAUCUAACCAAACCACUCUGUCACCUAAUAUGAUCACAAACCAACCAACCUCAGAAUUAUCAGAGGCAGACCCUAGCACUUCUCUUAUGGACAGAGAUAAGAAUUCAUCUUCUGUUGGACCUGACGCUUCCACAGUGGUGCACAAUGUGUCAGGACUAACGAAUUCCUCAGUUGAAACAGUGAUUCAUCCUGACUCCACACAAAGUAUUUCAGCGUUGACUACAGCUGAGUCCAGCCAAACUCAGACAAUGCAAGAGCUUAUCUCCCCUUUACCCAAUUUAACUGUGGCGGAUACAGCGGUACCCACUGACAUCCUUUCAGCAUCAGUACAUGACACUCCCACAUCGACAUCCAUUGGUGACUCACCCAUAGACAUAUUUGUGACUACCAUGCCAGCCACACCUAAGGCCUCACACGUCACAGAUCAGAGUACAGAAAACAGCAUUCCUCAUUUAUCACAAACUGAUCCCAUGGUAACAAGAGUAUCUGUACGCCAAAUUCAAGACAAAACACAGACAGAGCAGCCACAUUUAACAUCUGACAAACCUAACAAUGUAUCUGAGACAGCCAUCUCUCUGAAUUCAUCAUCUCUGAUCAACUUCAAAGCCACAACUCUGAGCCUGUCUGCAACAGCAGUAACCUCCAGUAAAUCCACUGGGGCACAAUCACAUUCAGCCCCUGUUGAUACAGCGUUAAACAUAUCAGCUUCCACAUUUGGAGGUCCAACUGAGAAGAGUUCACCAGUUAUUCCAACUGUAACAGUGACAGAGGUGAUCACUACUUCAGAGGAAACCACAAGUCCAGUCAUAGCCAACAUGAAGUCAAGGAGCAGCACAUACACCCCACAAUAUAUGCCAUCCACUGGAGGUGAACAUUCCUCUUCCACACAUCAAACAUCAACAGAACCAACACAAAGUAUAGCAUCCUUGGCAACAGCAUCUACCGCCGCACCUUUGCAAUCACUGGCAUUUACAUCCGUAACAACACAAUCAGAUCCAGCACACACUCCAUUAUCUGCCACACCACCGUCGACCACAUCACAGACACAUAUUUCAGAAACAGGACCAACAGCAUCACCUGUGGAAACAAGACAAACCACCGCAACCACAAGAGUUUACACAGAAAUGCCAAACCGUGCUACACUAUAUGUUGCAACAGUAUCCAAAGCAACAACAACACAAAUUGUACCAACUUCUAGUCAUGUCACAGUGCCAGCUGAGAUCAUUGCACCAACAGUAAUAGAAUCUACCAGAGAAAGUUCAACACCAUUGACAACAUCAGCUACUUCAACACAAGGUGCAUUAUCUGUGGCAAUAGGAUUCACUGCCACUCCAUCAGAAAGUAGAGGAACAGACACAACAUCAACACAAACUGGAGCUGUAACAACAAAAUCAACAACUCCAGCACAAAUUGCAGCAUCUGUAAUAACAGAAUAAGUCACCUCACAAUUCUCUACAUCAGAAUCCUUAACAAUAGAACUACCCACAGCUGAGAUACAAAGUGCAGGGCCAACAACAUUAUACACCCCAGCACCAAUUAUAACAUCCACAACAACAGAGGACACACCAACACAAACUACAUCAUCUCUAACAACAGUGUCACAAAC
Messenger RNA from Toxotes jaculatrix (banded archerfish), 2184 nucleotides. Its product is annotated as flocculation protein FLO11-like. NCBI's taxonomy places the organism in Eukaryota, Metazoa, Chordata, Actinopteri, Toxotidae. The transcript is spliced from 3 exons. Bases 149 to 2014 code for a protein of 621 amino acids. The record is from RefSeq and is a predicted model, not a curated record.